This is a messenger RNA of Rhodofomes roseus, 2629 nucleotides long. RefSeq names its product U3 small nucleolar RNA-associated protein 6-domain-containing protein. The record is from RefSeq and is a predicted model, not a curated record. Gene Ontology annotation, biological process: maturation of SSU-rRNA from tricistronic rRNA transcript (SSU-rRNA, 5.8S rRNA, LSU-rRNA). Gene Ontology annotation, cellular component: small-subunit processome; Pwp2p-containing subcomplex of 90S preribosome. The transcript has 7 exons. Bases 67 to 2208 code for a protein of 713 amino acids. Gene Ontology annotation, molecular function: protein binding; snoRNA binding. NCBI's taxonomy places the organism in Eukaryota, Fungi, Basidiomycota, Agaricomycetes, Polyporales, Fomitopsidaceae.
CCUCACUCCGACGAUCUCUGACACGCUCAUAAUUUCGUGUUUCUUGGAGUCUCAUCCGUUGCAACCAUGGAGAGAGUGCAGUUCCAGCAGGAGCAGAUGCUCACUGAGCUGAAAGACCUCGUCAGAAAAGGUCUGUUCACACAAAAAGAGGUCAAACAGAUUAUGCAGAAGCGCACCUCAUUUGAGACUGCACUCGUCAGGCGUAUACCCAAGAAGGGCGACUUCCUCCGCUACAUAGCGUAUGAGAUGGGUUUGGAAGCCCUCCGCAGGAAACGCGCCGCUCGGAUACUUGACGGGCCCCAGCCGCCUUCUGUGUCCGACUAUGCGCUCGUCCGAAGGCAGUUUCACGUCUUCGAGCGUGCUCUGAAGAAGUUCAAAGGUGACGUCGGCCUUUGGAUACAGUAUAUACAGGUGGCAAAGAAGGAGGGAGCAAGAACACUAGUCGGACGAAUCACAGCUCGUGCACUCCAGCUGCAUCCGAACGUCCCUGCGCUGUAUAUUCUCGCCGCUUCCCACGAACUUGAGCACUUGGCUCCCUCUGCUGCUCGCGCCCUGCUCCAGCGAGGCAUCCGACUUAAUCCUGAGAGUGCGGAGAUGUGGCGAGAGUACGUGAAGAUGGAGCUGGGUUUCGUAGAGAGCUUGCGCAGGCGAUGGGGCGUCCUUGGUAUUGAGUUGGAAGACACGAAGGGCAAGGGCAAGCAACGAGCACGGGAAGUAGAUGAAGAUCAAGAAAUGGGCAACGAGGAGGUGGAGAGAAUGCAGGUGGACGCGGAAGAUGAGAGCGACGGAGGCGAGGCAGCGCGCAGGCAGAUCAUGCAGGGUGCUAUCGCCAAGUCCGUCAUGUCGAGUGCCGCGAAAGCUUUGCCAAAGAUCGAGCUCUUCAUCUCUUUGCAGGAGCUACUCACGGGAUACCCAUGCCCACCAUCUCUGCGAGACACACUGUUGGAUCACCUCUUCACGUUGUUGCAUGAAACACUGCCCGCCGAUCCCGCCGCUAUCAGACUAUCCGCGACGAGACAUCUCCUACCUGACCUCGAGGGCGAAGCAUUGGUGGACACACUCAAGGACGCAAAUGAGCGGCUUGCCAGUGCUGUGCGAGAUCAAAAUGGAGCAGAUGAGCGGCUAGCAUCGGUGUAUGCGAGCUUUGUGCAAGACUGGUGUCGGAAAGACAUCGAUGACAGUCUGAAAGGCUACCUCAUCACAUCGCUCCAACUCCUCACACAGCAGAAAUCGGCCUCCCCUUCGCCCGCGCUACUGGCGGCAACAAUCACACUGCUCACGACAUACCAAGAAAGCCUCCACGAGUAUCUCCCGCCUACAAGCAACACGCCUGAACGGGUUCUUCGACUAGCUCGAAAAUCCACCGGCAAGGACACCACAAAGCAUUCGGCGCAAGUAUGGCUCGCCCGGUUCGACGCGGAGAAACAAUUCUCGACAAGCGAGGACGCAAAACGUGCGUGGGACGAGGGUCGGGGUGCCGUCCUGGGCGCAGGGAUAGAGACCGUGUGGCUUUGGGGGCUAGACCCCGAGCCGGAUUGGGAAACCACAAAAGGGCGCGGGACCGGCAGCGCGGAGGCUGAGGUGGGAGAGCGCGUCCGGCUGCUCGAGCGGCUUCUGGGAGAGGGACACCGCAUGCGCGACGCGACGGCGUGGGCCGCGGUGCAGGAGACGCUACUGAUGCGGUACGCGAAAGCGACUGACGUCGAGCUCGCGAUCAGACUCAGGCCCGAGGCGGUCGAGGAAGGCGAGGUACCGCCGGCAGGAAUUCGCAAGAGAAAACGGGCGCGCGGGGAUACGGGGACAGAAAGAAGAUCGCAAUCGAUGGCAUAUGCGGACGCGCGGGCGGCCCGCGUGCGCCACAUUGGGGCAGCGUACGUGGUGACAGCGCCCGUGUGGCGGGAGGUCUUCGCGCAGGAGGAGGCGGCUUCGGAGGAGGUCCCCGCGUGCUCUGGACGCGUUCUCGAGAUGGUCUUCGAGCAGUGGCAGCGUAAGGACGCCGUUCACGCGACUGUCGCUUGGGCGCGGUGGCUGCUCGCACAUGGGAAGGCGAAGGCAGCGACCGAUGUAGUCAUGCGUUCGCGAAACUCGCUCUCCGACGUCGAGAGAAUGGUGCUAGAGCACCUCUGGAAGCAAGAAGUGGACGAAGGUGUCGAUGCCUCGUCUACGGACGACUUCGAGGCGAUCCCCCAGGUAUCCCUAUCCACCUGAAUCCCAGUCGGGGUACCAUACAUUCCAUUUUGUGAAUAGAGCUGAGGUCUGUGCGCAUUUACACGACCCUGUGCGAGUCAUGUACCGUGCGAGGACCACACUGGGUGAACUACCACACAGUGCCUUCGGAACGUUCUUGGAAAUGGAAGCAUCGCGCAUAUAUCGCAUUGAGCAGAAGAUCUACGACCGUCUUCCCUCCCAAUCAAGACGGUCGUGUUCAGAGUCUGCCUAUGGGCCGGGAGACUAGAGCAGAGUUGCGCCGGACUCCGUCAGUAUGUACUGCUACUAAGUAGAUCCACCGCUUUGUACAUGUACACGGCAAUCUGCGCGACACUACCUACAACAGUCAGGUUGACCGCAGCCGCGCGAAUCGACGAUAGGGAUGCAACAGGAUGAAAACUUGAGUCCGCUUGCAGUAUUC